Corticium candelabrum is the source of this 2935-nucleotide messenger RNA. RefSeq lists its product as uncharacterized. The transcript has a single exon. Gene Ontology annotation, molecular function: proton channel activity. Gene Ontology annotation, biological process: proton transmembrane transport. Bases 326 to 2398 code for a protein of 690 amino acids. Lineage: Eukaryota; Metazoa; Porifera; Homoscleromorpha; Homosclerophorida; Plakinidae. Gene Ontology annotation, cellular component: membrane. The record is from RefSeq and is a predicted model, not a curated record.
ACUGUUUGUGUUGUUUCUUUUGAGUGUCUAGACCUCUGCCUUGAGGCCUACACAACACUAGAGCGACUCCACGAGGCAAAACACAUUACUCCAGAAAUUCUAGGGAGAUCUUAGAUUUGGGGACUUUUGUUGUUUAGAUGCUGAGUCAUGCAUAGACGGUGUCAUAAGAACUGGGCUCUAAGCCAAGUGUUUGCUAGAAAGUUUUAUCAGUCAGCGUUCAGCAUUCCCAGACUGGACUAGACUCGAAGAAUCAAGUCAGUUGUUUUUGGGUGCGAGAGCUGCCGUCAGAGUUCUCAUCUUGGUGUCCUUCAGACAACAUCGAGCAAUGUCGUGCUUGAGGUCGUCUCUACAAAUAAAUGGCGACGGCGUCGUGUCGAGGACAAAGAUAGCCGGGGUCGAACUCACCGUUCCCAUUGCCGUCUACGGUAUUCUCCAUUUUACCAUCGGAUUUGUGCUGAUUGCAGACUGGUGUGCUGGUAAUCCUGGAAACGAGUUUAGGGAGGGUGAGUGGUACCUUACAUUGUUGAUGGCGUCUUGUCUGGUGUGGAUGUUAUGGGUCAUGGUGAAAACGAAACUCACCAUUCGCCACUUCCAAGCAGCAGGAAGUUCACCCAGGCCGUUCGAGCGGGGAGCUCUCUCUCACAGAGCAACUGGCAGCAGUUUGCUGGUCAAGACUCUCACAGCGUUUGCUGCUUUCAGUUUACUGCUGGCAAUUUUUCAGACGGCCGAUUCUGCCCUUGCAACAGGCAGCUGUUUUUCCAAACCUGCUGUUGUUUCCUGUGUUUGCAGGAUUCUCUACAUUCUUACACAAGUUUGUUAUGUAGUCUAUUCUCAGAAACGAGUGUUGUUUGAGAAGAAGUUUGUACAUGGUGCAGCUGUAAUACAAAUGAUCAUCACAAACUUUAUCCUCUACGGUUGGACGUUUCUUAAAAGCAAAGACCGCGUUUUCACUCAUGAGGAACGUCUAGACUGUACUACCAUUGAUGCUCUAAAAAAGCUCAACUUUACUGCUCUAGUAAAUCUCAACUUUGCUAGCUAUGAUGGUAGUGUGCUAAAUGAAUAUCUAGCUAGCUCUGAUGCUCGACCAAUACCCAACAAUAAUAUGGAAAUAACGUUGCUCAACUCUGAAUGUUACCACACUGUAUUCAAAGAUACCUUUCCAUGGCUCUACCCGUUUUGUCUAGAAUUUUGCCUGACUGCAUCAGCCAUGAUCGCCGAACAAUGGAUGGAAUGGCCGAGUCCUCCGACAAGCCCAAUGUGUGAUGAUGAUGAUCCAGCUGGUCGGUCACUCAUUGAAGAGCACCGACACGUAAGCUGCAAUCGAGGAGAGAGAAAGCUGAGCAACGAUUGGGCCACGAGUGUUGGCAUGUUAGCCUUUGUUGCUCGCAUAGGAGUGAUAGCAUACUUGAUCAUUGAAACCAAUUCAGAUGUAGCUGCUACUGUCUUCUACGGAAUAAGGAUGCUCUCAGCAAUCUUAAUCACUUUACUUUCUGCAUAUGGGCUGUAUACACUGGGUCGUUGUAAGAGGGGAAACGUUUCAGCAGGACUCGAUCUGGAUGAAGUUCUCCUCCUCAUAGCGACUAUUGGAGCAUUUGCACUUGCUUUGUUCAGAUGCUUUGCUGGGCUAGCCAGCCUAAUAGGGCCAGCCAAGAUAGGGCUAGCCAAACUAACUAAGCUAGCCAAAUCAAAUGACGUAGCCAAACUAACUAAGCUAGCCAAAUCAAUUGAGCUAGCCAAACUAAUUGAGCGAGCCAAUUCAGCUGACGUAGCCAAGCUAACUAAACUAAUUGAGGGAGCCAAACUAACUGAUGAGGAACACACUUACUAUGAACUUAUAGUGUUUUUCGCUGAAGUUUUAGUUGUUGUGGGAAUCCUUGCUCAAACUGUUUUCAUCAGCAAGGCUCUGCAUCGAGAACCAGGAGAGCAUGGACUAAUCACAACGACUUCGAUGGCCAUGUUCAUGGGAUGGCUGAAUUUUGGCUUGUGGUUAGGCAAAACCGUCCAUCUAGAGGGAACGGAUUAUUCAAUAUACCACUGUGGGACAAUGAUGGUGAUAGAUAGCUUGCAAUUGAUAAGAUAUGGUAAACAGUCAUGGCUGAUAUUUAUCCUCUUAUGCUUUCCCUUUGCUAUUUUCUAUCGAAUUCACAGCGCUGUGGUACUCUACAGAGUCUCCAAGAUACACAGGUACGUCAAAGAAGUCAAAGAGGUCAAAUCACCUGCUAUUGACGAUAUCGAGAGACAGAGAGACAUUUCCAACCGCUUGGCGAACCUGAAACGAGAACAUGAUAAAGUGACGAGUGAGUGGAAUGAAUUUUGCCAGAAUCGACGUCCUCUGGUGCAGCAGCAAUUACGGCAACUUGAAGAACUUAACCAGACAAUGAGGAAUGACACACCUUGAUACUCGAUAUCAGUGACAGCUUGUGUGUGUGUGUGUGUGUGUGUGUGUGUGUGUGUGUGUGUGUGUGUGUGUGUGUGUGUGUGUGUGUGUCUGUGUGUGUGUGUGUGUCUGUGUGUGUGUGUGUGUGUGUGUGUGUGUGUCUGUGUGUGUCUGUGUGUGAGUGUCUGUGUGUGUGUGUGUGUGUGUGUGUGUGUCUGUGUGUGUGUGUGUGUGUGUGUGUGUGUGUGUGUGUGUGUGUGUGUGUGUGUGUGUGUGUGUGUGUGUGUGAGGAAUAGUAGACAGCUUGGUGACUUGACAUUGUUCAGAUUAGCUAAUAUUAGCACUUUAAUAAAUCAUAUCCAACUUUGUUCAUAUUGCAGCUGUUAGCAAUAAAGCGAUUGCGGAGUUGUUACUGUAACGGCAGUUUUCCAAUUGCGUCUAAUUAAAAUUGUCUGUUUUUGAUUGAAUUAAGAUUAGAUGGAAAGUCAUUAAUUUCAUGUGUCAGGGGUUACUAGUUACGCACACUGUUGCAAAUCAGAUAUUUGCAACCCGAACGCG